This is a messenger RNA of Temnothorax curvispinosus, 2343 nucleotides long. RefSeq names its product maternal protein pumilio-like. The transcript has 11 exons. Gene Ontology annotation, biological process: post-transcriptional regulation of gene expression. Lineage: Eukaryota; Metazoa; Arthropoda; Insecta; Hymenoptera; Formicidae. Gene Ontology annotation, cellular component: cytoplasm; nucleus. Gene Ontology annotation, molecular function: mRNA 3'-UTR binding. The annotation marks the transcript as partial. The record is from RefSeq and is a predicted model, not a curated record.
AUGUCGGUGAACGUCCGCGGGGGGUCGUCGACCCAGGUCGACCACCAACCGGAGGAGAAGGCGAAGGAAGAAGAGGAGGAAGUGGAGGUGGAGGUGGAGGUGGAGGUGGAGGUGGAAAUGGAAAUGGAAAUGGAGGUGAUCUUAGUCGUCUUCUUCGGCUUUAACGCCGAGUUGUCUUUUGCGCCAUUUCCAGACGGCAGUGGUGGCAGCCAUCACUUGCCUCCGUCCUUGAUACUCGUGCUGAAAACCCUGCAACUGUUCCGCAGUCAGCCGCAAGGCGCAACUCCGCAGCAGCUACAACUUCUGCAGCAGCAACAGCAGCAGCAGCAGCAACAGUACCUAGCCGCGUCCCAAGCGCAACAGCAACAGCAGCAGCAACAGCAACAGAACUUUCCUACGGCUCCUUACACCGUUAUCAGCGGUCAAGAGCCUUAUGUAGGGGCGCUGAUAGCUGGCGCACCCCCCGUCGUACCGCAGUACUAUGGUGUCGGGCCCUGGGUCUAUCCGGCCGGAUUGCUGCCGCAGGCACCACCCCAGGCGGCCGCGCCACCGCCACCUCGGCGACCGCUCACCCCUUCUUCGGCAGCGGCCGCGGCCGCCGCCGCGCAGGAUACCGCCAACAAUCUGGCACAAACGGUACAGGGUCAGUAUCAGGUGAUACCGGCUUAUUACGAUCAGAACGGUUCCAUCGUUAUGGGAGGCGUGCGCGGACUAAGUUCGGCGGCGACCCCUAUGAGAUUAGUUAGUCCUGCACCAGUUCUCGUGAACAGAGCCCCGUCUCAACCACCACCAGGUCCACCGGCACCACCACCGAACCUAUAUUCUCAACCGACCCCGACAUCGCAUAGCAACGCUACACCCGGCGAAUGCCUAGGUCUGGCGGCGUGCAGCGCAGCAGCGGUGGUCGCGCAAGCUCAGGCAGUUGCGGUGCAACAGGCGCAGCAGCAAGGUUCUGGACUUGCCGCGGGUUUAGCGGCUCUAGGAUACGGCGGCUCCCCGCUCGGAGCAUUGGGCUCGCCUGCCCAACUGCAGAAUACAGGUUUAGGCCUCGGUGCGUCUUCAACCGGCAGACGAGAUUCCUUUGAUAGAAAUACUUCAGCCUUCAGUCCAAGCUUGGAAUAUAGCCGGGCGAAGUGGCCUCAGAGUUACGGCGCCCUCGAUACAGGUACCUGGGACAGAGUGUAUUUAGCUACAAAUGCAGGUACUUCCUGCAAAGAAUAUACAGACACAGGUACAGUUACCGCGUCACCGAGUCCCUUGGGCCUGUCAUUAACACCACCGCCGACUUUAGGGGGAUCUCUGGGUGGUCUUGUCGGAGGAGCCAGUCGAGUAUCAGCAGCUCCUGGUGCUGAAGCCAAGUUCCGCGCCAGCGCGGUACCCACCCUAACAGCCAAUGGAGUGUUUGGCUCUAGUAGUUCUCUGUUUCCCAAUCUCGUAGGCAAGCCUGGCCGUGGAGGUGCUGCUAAUAUCAGCGAUAAAAAUUCCGGAGGACGAUCCCGCCUAUUGGAAGAUUUUCGAAAUAAUCGUUUCCCGAGUCUUCAGUUACGCGAUUUGGCUAAUCACAUAGUCGAGUUCAGUCAAGAUCAGCAUGGUUCGCGAUUUAUUCAGCAGAAAUUGGAACGAGCUUCGGCUAGCGAGAAACAGCUCGUGUUUCAAGAGAUCCUUUCCUCUGCAUAUUCCCUUAUGACAGAUGUCUUCGGCAAUUACGUUAUUCAGAAGUUCUUCGAAUACGGCACACAGGAACAGAAAUCGACUCUCGCCCAAAAGGUUCGCGGACAUGUUUUACCACUGGCACUGCAAAUGUAUGGCUGCAGAGUUAUACAGAAGGCUCUCGAGUCGAUCGGACCGGAACAGCAACAGGAAAUCGUACGGGAACUGGAUGGGCAUGUGUUGAAGUGCGUUAAGGAUCAAAACGGGAAUCACGUUGUACAAAAAUGCAUCGAGUGCGUUGAACCGCGAGCAUUGCAGUUCGUGAUAGGAGCUUUUGCGGGACAGGUAUACUCUCUGAGUACUCAUCCGUAUGGCUGCCGAGUGAUCCAACGUAUCCUCGAGCAUUGCACUCCUGAACAAACUCAAGGAAUCCUGCAAGAGUUGCACAAUUCCACUGACCAACUAAUUCAGGAUCAAUAUGGCAAUUACGUCAUUCAACAUGUGCUUGAACACGGUAAGCCAGAAGAUAAAGCGCAAUUAAUCAGCAGCGUUAGAGGCAAAGUACUCGCUCUUUCCCAGCACAAGUUUGCGAGCAAUGUCGUUGAAAAAUGCGUGACUCAUGCUACAAGACAGGAACGCGCUGUACUGAUUGAAGAAGUUUGCGGCUUCAACGACAAUGCGCUGAACGUGAUG